AUGGCCGCCCAGCUUGCGAACCGUCUCAUUGUACCGGUUGCAAUUGCUGCCACGGUUGUGCAAGCCAGCAUCUAUGACGUUCCCGGAGGGUACAGGGCAGUUAUGUUUGACCGGUUUUCUGGUGUGAAGGGCAAGGCUUCUGCUGAGGGAACCCACUUCCUUGUCCCCUGGCUGCAAAAGGCCGUCCUUUACGAUUGCCGCAUCAAGCCUAGGAACAUCUCUACCACCACUGGUUCGAAGGAUUUGCAGAUGGUGUCCAUCACCCUGCGUGUGCUCUCUCGUCCGGACGUCGAACACCUCCCUCAGAUUUACCAGAGCCUUGGUCUUGACUAUGACGAGAGGGUGUUGCCUUCCAUUGGGAACGAGGUGUUGAAGAGUAUCGUUGCCCAGUUCGAUGCCGCGGAGCUCAUUACUCAGCGUGAAGUGGUGUCAUCACGCAUACGCGAAGAUCUUCUCCAACGCGCAGGAGAGUUCAACAUCGUUCUUGAAGACGUGUCCAUCACGCAUCUCACGUUCGGAAAGGCGGUUGAGGCGAAGCAGAUCGCUCAACAAGAUGCGGAGCGCGCAAAAUUCAUUGUUGAGAAGGCGGAGCAAGAACGUCAGGCGGCAGUCAUCCGAGCGGAAGGCGAGGCGGAGGCGGCCUCAACCAUCUCUCGCGCGUUGGCCAAGGCUGGCGAUGGCUUCAUUGCGUUCAGGAAAAUCGAGGCGAGCAAGGCGAUCGUCCAGUCGCUCGUGACGAACCCGAACGUUACGUACCUUCCAAGCGGCGGUGGGAACGUGCUGUUGAACGUGCCGACACCCCCUCUCUUCCCUCGCAAGCAGUAG
Molecule: messenger RNA, 825 nt
Organism: Epithele typhae
Lineage: Eukaryota; Fungi; Basidiomycota; Agaricomycetes; Polyporales; Epitheliaceae
Product: prohibitin
Exons: 8
Coding region: 1-825 (274 amino acids)
Biological process (GO): mitochondrion organization
Cellular component (GO): mitochondrion; membrane
Source: RefSeq, a predicted model, not a curated record